CUCUGAGGGGAAAGAAGGCGGCGGCGGCGGCGGCGGCGGCUCAAGGCGGCCAGAGGAGAGUGUGCAGAGGACUGAGGGCCCCAUGUGCUAGUGACUGCCUGCCAUGCUGGCCUGUCUGCCGGGACCAGGCGACCUCUCCUUCCAGCUGCUUUCUUACCCGCAGAUGAACGCUGGACUUCAGAAAUGGGACACUCCACAGAAAAUGAGAGCCGCACAGCAGCACCCUACUCCAGCAGAGUUGGACGCGUAUGCUAAGAAGGUGGCCAGCCAUCCUCUGACUAUCAAAAUUUUCCCCAACAGCGUCAAGGUCCCCCAGCGGAAACACAUCCGCCGCACCGUGAACGGGCUGGACACUUCCGGGCAGCGCUACAGCCCCUACCCGUCGCAGGCCGCCGUGAAGACAGGCCUCCUGGCCAUUGUCCGGUCCCCGCCAGCCAAAGGGAUCGUCAAGGACUUUGACGGGACCCGGACGCGCCUGCUGCCGGAAGCCAUGAUGAACCCCCCCUCCGCCCCCUACGCAGCACCCAGCACUUUAAGCCACCCGCAGGCGUUGGCCCGUCAGCAGGCUCUGCAGCACGCCCAGGGCUUGGCGCAGCAGCAGCAGCAGCACCCUCAGGGGAUCCCCACAGCCCUGCAGCAGCCCCAGCACCCGCAGAGCAUGGCCCACCCAGCCCUGCAGCCACCGCCACACCACGCCAACCACUUGCUCCAGCAGCAGCAGCCGCCGGCAGUGGGCCUGCAUGGGGGCCGGAAGAUGGCCGACGCCGACGCCCCACCGAAUGUGACUGUGUCUACCUCAACCAUCCCCCUCUCCAUGGCUGCCACGCUGCAGCAGAACCAGCCCCCGGAUCUGAGCAGCAUCGUCCACCAGAUUAACCAGUUCUGCCAGGCCCGCGCGGGCAUCAGCGCUACCUCAGUGUGCGAGGGACAAAUCGCCAACCCCAGCCCCAUCAGCCGCAACCUCCUGAUCAGCGCGAGCACCCGGGUGUCUGCCCACAACGUCCCCACGCCCCUGCCUUCCUGCGUGGUGGACCCCGGGGUCCCCCCCUCGGGCCCCGGGGCCAUGGGUGUCCCGCCGCUGGGGGGUGUCGUCGGCCGGGGGCCCCCCGCCUACCAAAGCGAAAUGAAGCAGGUGGCAGCCUGGAACCAGCACCAGCUUGCUCACCUGCAGCAGAUGUGCGGCGAGGCCGUCGGCCCUUCGGGCCUGAUGGGGAAGCCCCCCGGGCGGGAGCUGCCUGGGCAGGGCUUUGCCGGCAAGGCCCCUGGCUACGCCCUGGACCUCUGCAUGGGCCAGCCUUUCAACGUGAAGCCCCCGCUGGAGAAGCCCACCCCCUCGCCGCCGGUCAACAGCUUGCCGGGCCCCACCCCCUACACCAACGGGCACUACUUCCAGCCCCUGUGGAAUAACAUUCUGCCCACGCCCAACAGCGACAGCUCGGGCUCCCAGGACCUGGCAAUGCCUUUCCACGGCGGAGGUGGGGGGCAGCCCCUGGGGGCUGGCCUGGAGUGCACAGGCGGACCUCACUACAGGGCCGGGGCCAGCGGCCCGCCUACCCAGGGUGGCCUGAUGCAGACGAUGGAAUACCUGAGCGGGGACUUCCAGCACUCCUGUCUCCGGGAGCAGCAGGGCGGUGGGGGGGUGCUGAGCAAAGCCCCCCGCCCCGCCAUGAACCGAGCCCAUGAUCCCGCGGAUAGUCGCAGCCUUCAUAUUCAGCACCCAGGGUAUAGAUAAGGCAGCCGUCACUUUUCACUGACCAGAGCGAAGAUUAGGGUUAGUCUUAAUUUGAAUUAAUAAGCAAAAGGUG
Molecule: messenger RNA, 1805 nt
Organism: Lacerta agilis (Sand lizard)
Lineage: Eukaryota; Metazoa; Chordata; Lepidosauria; Squamata; Lacertidae
Gene: FAM222B
Product: family with sequence similarity 222 member B
Exons: 3
Coding region: 104-1732 (542 amino acids)
Source: RefSeq, a predicted model, not a curated record